AUGGGUGAUAUACCAGAAAAAUAUAGUGAUCCAGGUCUAUGCAUGGUUAGCUGUACUAUUGAGGGUGUAACAAUUUUUGACUGCAUGUGUGAUCUAGGAGCAUGUGUGAGUAUUAUGCCAUUAUCUGUAUAUGAUGCUUUGAGGCUACCUCCUUUAAAAAGGUCAGCAACACACUUUGUUUUGGCAGAUAAAAGCAUAAUCUCGGUGAUUGGGAUUGCUGAGGACGUGCUACUGAGCAUUAAGGGGCUAACAUUCCCUAUUGAUUUUUACAUUUUGGAGAUGCCCCCUAAUGACUCAGGAAGACCAUCAUCCCUCCUGCUGGGAAGGCCAUUUCUGAAGACUUCGAAGUUCAAGUUGGAUGCCUUCUUAGGAACUUACUCUUUUGAGAUAGAUGGCAGAACAGUGAGCUUCAAUCUGGAUGAAGCUAUAAAGCACCCACCGGAGGAUCAUUCCAUCUUCCAGUGCGAUAUUAUUGAUGAGGCCGUGGCUGUAGUCCAUCAGGAAGAAAUAGAAGAGAUGCACAUAGAGCAAGGUGCAAGUGUGGGGAAGCCCUCUAAGCUUCUUGAAUAUGUCAUACCACCACACAUAGCCUCAGAUGAUCAAGUGCCUAGCCAGGAGCAGAAAAUAGAACUAAAGCCCCUUCCACCCCACCUCAAAUAUGCUUACCAUGAGGAUAAUUAG
This is a messenger RNA of Arachis stenosperma, 681 nucleotides long. RefSeq lists its product as uncharacterized. The transcript has a single exon. NCBI's taxonomy places the organism in Eukaryota, Viridiplantae, Streptophyta, Magnoliopsida, Fabales, Fabaceae. The coding region runs from base 1 to 681 and encodes 226 amino acids. The record is from RefSeq and is a predicted model, not a curated record.